Molecule: messenger RNA, 493 nt
Organism: Lepisosteus oculatus (spotted gar)
Lineage: Eukaryota; Metazoa; Chordata; Actinopteri; Semionotiformes; Lepisosteidae
Gene: atp5mf
Product: ATP synthase membrane subunit f
Biological process (GO): proton motive force-driven mitochondrial ATP synthesis
Molecular function (GO): proton-transporting ATP synthase activity, rotational mechanism
Source: RefSeq, a predicted model, not a curated record
AGUUCAACUGAUGUAGACCUUAUUCCCAGCAUGCCUGCAACCGGCACCGUACUCCCAGAAUUCUCCGCGUCAAAGUCACGGUUGAUCAAGAUGGCUGACAGGCUUGUGCCGCUCUCGGAGAAGAGGCUGAUGGACGUUAAGCUGGGAGAGCUUCCAGCCUGGGCUGCCACUCGGGAUUUCACUCCUAAUGGAAUCCUGGCUGCUAUCCGUAGAGGGCAUGACAGGUUCCAAAACAAGUACAUCAAUGUCAGGAAGGGGGGCAUUGGUGGUGUGGCCAUGAUCCUGGCUGGUUACGUCAUCCUGAGCUAUGUCUGGGAAUACGAUCAUAUUAAGCAUGACCGCUGGAGGAAGUACCACUGAAAACUCCUCUACUGAGUUACUGUUGGCUGCUCAGGUUGAGAGGGCAUUUAUCAAAGCAGUGCUAAAAACCAUACUUUAUGUAUUGUGUACGAAGUGAACUAUGUGACCAAGAAACAAUAAAAUUGUAAUUUAA